Saimiri boliviensis boliviensis (Bolivian squirrel monkey) is the source of this 419-nucleotide messenger RNA. Its product is annotated as late cornified envelope protein 3B. The record is from RefSeq and is a predicted model, not a curated record. Gene Ontology annotation, biological process: epidermis development. NCBI's taxonomy places the organism in Eukaryota, Metazoa, Chordata, Mammalia, Primates, Cebidae.
GCAUCCUCGCGAGCAGCCUUUUUCUCUUACUUCCUCCGUAUCUGGUAAAAUUCCUGCCAAGAUGUCCUGCCAGCAGAACCAGCAGCAGAGCCAGCCCCCACCCAAGUGCCCCUCACCCAAGUGCCCCCCAAAGAGCCCAGCACAGUGUCUGCCUCCAGUCUCCUCCUGCUGUGCUCCAAGCCCUGGGGGCUGCGGUGGCCCCAGCUCUGAGGGCGGCUGCUGCCUGAGCCACCACAGGUGCCACAGGUCCCAUCGAUGCCGGCGCCAGCGAUCCAACUCCUGUGGCAGGGGCAGUGGUCAGCAAGGUGGGGGCUCCUCCUGUGGCCAUGGCUCUGGAGGCUGCUGCUGAUGUGGAUCCUGAUGAUAAGAUAAGUGAUCUUCGGAAGAAACAAGAAUCCCAAGGGCCCAGGAAAAGCCCC